CAGGCAGAUAGCACAGGAGAUCAUUAAGGGCAUGGGGUAUCUUCACGCAAAGGGGAUUGUACAUAAGGAUCUAAAGUCCAAGAAUGUUUUCUAUGACAAUGGGAAAGUUGUGAUCACUGACUUUGGAUUAUUUGGAAUCUCGGGUGUGGUUCAGGAAGGAAGGAGGGAGAAUGAAUUGAAGCUGCCUCAUGACUGGUUAUGCUACCUGGCACCCGAGAUUGUCCGUGAGAUGGCCCCUGGGAAAGAUGAAGACAAGCUGCCUUUCUCCAAAGCUGCAGAUAUCUAUGCCUUUGGGACUGUGUGGUAUGAGCUCCAAGCAAGAGAAUGGCCUUUCAAGAGCCAGCCUGCAGAGGCGCUCAUCUGGCAGAUUGGAAGUGGCGAAGGAGUGAAACAAGUCCUUUCAACUGUUAGUUUGGGGAAAGAAGUCAACGAAAUUCUCUCGGCAUGCUGGUCAUUUGAUCUCAGUGAGAGACCCAGCUUCACUGUCCUCAUGGAUAUGCUUGAAAAACUGCCAAAAUUGAAUCGUCGGCUCUCCCACCCAGGGCAUUUCUGGAAGUCUGCUGACAUUAACAGUAGCAAAGUUGUCCUGCGUUUUGAAAGAUUUGGCUUGGGAAUCCUGGAACCAAGUAAUCAAAAGAUAUAGCAUGGUGUGUGAUUGUCUUGUGAUAAUGUUGUCUGCCUACUUACACAAAGCAUCAGAAGUCUUCACUGAAUCUUCCGAGCUAUGAGACUGGUGCAGCCGCAGCUGAAAGCCGCACGACCAUCAAUUCACAGUCCCGUGUUGUUUGCAAAGUCUGAAUUCUGCCUGAGCACCAGCAGUUAUUUAAAGAAUG
Messenger RNA from Pelecanus crispus (Dalmatian pelican), 833 nucleotides. The record is from RefSeq and is a predicted model, not a curated record. Lineage: Eukaryota; Metazoa; Chordata; Aves; Pelecaniformes; Pelecanidae.